Messenger RNA from Etheostoma cragini (Arkansas darter), 10398 nucleotides. It is a transcript of the gene chd7, whose product is annotated as chromodomain helicase DNA binding protein 7. Gene Ontology annotation, molecular function: ATP binding; ATP-dependent chromatin remodeler activity; protein binding. Bases 451 to 10398 code for a protein of 3315 amino acids. The transcript has 41 exons. NCBI's taxonomy places the organism in Eukaryota, Metazoa, Chordata, Actinopteri, Perciformes, Percidae. The record is from RefSeq and is a predicted model, not a curated record.
CGCCCCCCCUGGCCGAGGAAGGUGAGCGAGUGUCUGGAGGGGAGGACUCGGGAGCGCGACCAGCCGAGGGAUCGAUCGGAUUAAACUCGAUUUGAGUGAAAUUAACACAAAGGAGAGAAGAGCAACGCACACUCGUUUGGCGAGGUCGCGGAUGCGAGACACGCCGGAGAUAUAUUUCAUGAAUAACAAACUUGAACUUUUUUUGCUCUGUUUAUUUAUAUUUCAAACGAAAAAGGACCACAGUGGAUUUUUUUUAAGCAAGCGGAGAUACAAGCCCUACUAACGAGGAGUUGAUUUGAGAAAAAGCCCGAAGUGACCGAGCUUGUUGGGAACCUUAAUUAGGACCAUGGAGUAGCAGGCUUCAAAUUAGAAGCUAUCUGAUUAGCUCCUCACUGCACAACACACCUCCCUCCAUCGAGUCCCCUCCAUCUUUGGGGCCCCCACCCAGGCAUGGCGGAUCCAGGGAUGUUGAGUCUAUUUGGGGACGAUGCAGGGCUGUUCUCAGAUGGAUUAGAUGGUUUAGGAGACUGCUUUCCUCAGACACCUGCCGCUGCCCAGUCCAACCCCUUAGCCCAGCAGACUAAUCCCUCUCUGAACCAUGAGCACCAAGGAAACAGGGGAUACCACCAGGGGAUGAUCCACAGUGCUGGGCCUGGCACAGGGCAGCCUAAAUUGGGGCAAAUAUACGACCAUGGCCCCUACACAGGCUAUGAUCAACCUGGUGCCCCCGGCGGACGAAUGCUUUCACAGAAUGGUCCCAGCCAGGGGCCACCGAACGUGAACACGGCCAUAAAUGGUUUGGCUUCCCACUACCAUAAUAACCCAGUUAACUCUAGCAACCCCCUCCUUGGAUACCCAGGUGAUGCUGGGGGGGGAGCAGGUGCGGGUGCAGUUUGGGGCCAGCAGCAGCAGAGCAGAUCAGCUUAUCAACAGGCUCCAGCACAACCAGUGGGUGCCCCCAGCCAGAUGGGAGGCUACCAGAUGUCUCAAGGCAACUAUGGUGGGAUGCAAGGCACACCAACACCUAAUGCGGCUCGCAUGAACCAACACUACCCUUCACAGAGCAUGGCACCCCCUCCUGCUCAGGACCCAUCUCACUACCUGGGAAAUGUUGGAAUGGGGGGGGCCCAGAUGAGACACACCCAGCCUCAGUCACAACCCCAGGGCUAUCCCAACAUGGGCCACACACCCCGAUACCCACACUCCCCCUCUCGACAGCCUCCACACCCCCACCAGCACCAACAGGGUAUGGGGGGGUUUGGGGGUGGCCAAUACCCUGGCUAUCAGGCCCAGUACGGAGCCAUGGGACCUGGGAUGGUCCCUAAUAGUAAUGCUAAUGUCAAUGCUAACACCAGCCAGGCCAUGGGACCAGGGCAGCUUGGCCAGAGGUUCAACCAGGGAUCAGGCCCAGCAGCUGGGCCACAGGGGCAGCGAUACCCCCCUGGACCACCCCAGCCACAUCAGACCCUCUCUGCCCCGAUGCAGCAGCAGGCAGGGCAGCAGGGCCAGCCUAUGCACCCCCAGAAUCUGCCCCAGGCCCAAAACCAGGCCCAGUCCCUCCUUGCCCCUCCAGCUCAGGGAUCUUACCCCUCCCCCUCUUCGAUGUCCCCCAUGCGGGUUUUGGGAACACCAACACCUCCUCCCCAACAAGUCAGACCCCCUAGCGCAGGACUAGCUGGACCCUCAGAGGUUGCAGGGUACCCAGCCCUGCACCCUCCACAUAAUGCUCUGGCCCAUCCACAGAGAACUCCCCAAAUUUCUUUGUCUGCCCCCCAACACCAGCAGCCCCACAACAUGCCCCCCAAUGCAGGACAGAUGUAUCCCGGCAUGGGGCCGCAGCGUGCUCCACAAAUGGGGCCAAAUAGGCCACAGCAAGGGCCUCAUGAAGCACCAGUCAGCCAGGGGGGAGAUCAGUGUCUGCUGCAGGCCUCUCGAAGUGGGCAGCCCACUCCUAUGGGUUUCCAGGUUCAGACUCUUGGUCAACAUGGAGUUCCUGUCCUAAACCAGGGCUUGGCACCACCAGCUCAGAACGCUCCAACGCAGCACACACACAUGCCCCCCCAACCCCACCACCUGCAGAACACACCCCCUGCUCCCAACCAGGCCUCCCACCCAUGGGCACCUCCGCCUUCCGCUUCCCACCCGCUAUCCUCACCCCCGCUCACCCCACAGAAAGUGCCUCACGUACAGCAUUCCCCCACCGACCCGUCAAGCGAUGCCUCAAUGAUGGUUGCUGACAGGCCGACAGUUGGUGCCGGUGCCCCUGGCCAGCCUAUCAGCAAAGAGCAGCCCAGCGACCAGGAGACCAAGCCAAAAAAGAAAAGGAAGAAGAAAGCAAAAGUAGUGGACGGUGAGAAAGAAGAGGGAGGGAAGAACGCAGCAAGAGAAGACAUAAAGUCUGAAUUUCCCGAAACAGGAAGUGAUGCAGGUGAACAGGCUACUAGCACAGGAAUUGUAGAGGGAAGUGCACCACUGGUGGAGGAGAAGAAAAAGCGGAAAAAGAAACCAAAGGAGAAGGCAGAGGGCAAGGAGCCCAAAGAGCCCAAGACCCCGAAGACGCCUAAAACACCCAAGACUCCCAAAGAGCCCAAGGAGCCCAAGGAGAAGAAACCCAAGAGCUCCACGCCCAAGACCAAGACCCCCAAGAAAACCAGCAGUAAGAAGGUUGAGUCUGAGGGUGGGGCAAGCGCUGCUAAGAAGGAUUCCAAGAGGAAGAGAGAGACGUCAGUCAACGAAGAUGUGGAAGUGAAGUCUCCGCCCCCCUCACCCCCUGAAGACGAUGACGACGACGGUGUACAGAAGCGUCGUUCUAGUCGUCAAGUGAAGAGGAAGAGGUACACUGAGGAUCUAGAGUUUCGGAUCUCGGAUGAGGAUAACAGCGGAGACGACUCACCGACACCUAAGUCUCCAUCGUCCUCAUCACACCAACAGGAUGUGGCCGAGGCUGAGGGGCCCGUUGUGGAGAAGAUCAUGGGCAAACGCAUCACAAAGAAAACGCUGGAGUCGGGGGAGGAAGUGGAGGUGGAGGAGUUCUAUGUCAAGUUCAAGGGCUUUUCGUACCUCCACUGUCGCUGGGCAGACUUGGAGGAGCUGGAGAAGGACAAGAGAAUACACCAAAAGAUCAAGAGGUAUAGGGCCAAGCAGCAACUCAACACCUUCAUAACCGAGAUGGACGAUGAGCCUUUUAACCCAGACUAUGUGGAGGUGGACCGUGUCCUGGACAUUUCAGAGAGCACAGAUGAAAACGGAGAGACGGUCACCUUAUAUUUGGUGAAAUGGUGCAGUCUGCCUUACGAAGAUUCCACCUGGGAGCUGAAGGCUGACAUCGACCAGUCCAAGAUAGAGGAAUAUGAGCACAUCGCAGCACGCACACCCAACACUAAGAGAGUGGAUCGGCCUCCUGCAGCCGACUGGAAAAAGCUGGAGAGCUCCAGGGAAUACAGGAACAACAACGCACUCAGGGAAUACCAGCUAGAAGGCCUCAACUGGCUAACCUUCAACUGGUUCAACUCACGUAACUGUAUCUUGGCUGAUGAGAUGGGUCUAGGAAAGACCAUCCAAUCCAUUACAUUCCUCUAUGAGACUUACCUGAAGGGUGUUGAGGGGCCAUUCCUGGUCAUCGCCCCACUCUCCACCAUUCCCAACUGGGAGAGAGAGUUCAGGACCUGGACCGAGCUCAACGCCGUGGUCUACCAUGGAAGCCAGGCCAGUCGCAAGACCAUCCAGGCCUAUGAAAUGUACUACAGAGACGCACAGGGUAAGAUAAUAAAGGGAGCGUACCGUUUCCACGCGGUGAUAACAACCUUUGAGAUGAUUCUGACGGACUGUCCGGAGCUCCGCAGCGUGCCAUGGCGUUGUGUGGUGAUAGACGAAGCCCACCGACUCAAAAACCGAAACUGCAAACUACUGGAAGGACUCAAAAUGAUGGACAUGGAGCACAAAGUUCUGUUGACAGGAACGCCUCUCCAGAACACAGUGGAGGAGCUCUUCAGCUUACUCAACUUCCUGGAGCCUGAGCGAUUCCUGUCUGAACAGACAUUUAUGACGGAAUUUGGAGACCUUAAGACUGAAGAACAGGUUCAGAAACUGCAGGGCAUUCUAAAGCCCAUGAUGUUGAGAAGACUGAAGGAGGAUGUGGAGAAGAACCUGGCCCCUAAGGAGGAGACCAUCAUUGAGGUGGAGCUGACCAACAUACAGAAGAAAUACUAUCGGGCCAUUCUGGAGAAGAAUUUCUCUUUCCUGUCCAAAGGAGGUGCAGGAGGAGGAGGUGGAGGAGGAAGUGGGAGUGGCGGCGGCGGCGGAGGUGUCCCCAACCUUCUCAACACCAUGAUGGAGCUGAGGAAAUGCUGCAACCACCCCUACCUCAUAAAUGGAGCGGAAGAGAAGAUCGCAGAGGACUUUAGGGACUCGCAUGGUGGCAGGGCAGACAUGCCGGACAUGGCGCUCCAGGCCAUGGUCCAGGCUGCUGGCAAGCUGGUGCUCAUUGACAAGCUGCUGCCCAAGCUGAAGGCCGGCGGACACAGAGUCCUGGUGUUUAGUCAGAUGGUCCGCUGUCUGGACAUCCUGGAGGACUACCUCAUCCAGAAACGAUAUCCCUAUGAACGUAUAGACGGCAGAGUUCGUGGAAACCUGCGGCAGGCAGCCAUCGACCGGUUUUCCAGACCUGACUCGGACCGUUUUGUCUUCCUACUGUGUACGAGAGCUGGGGGACUCGGCAUCAACUUGACUGCAGCAGAUACUUGCAUCAUCUUUGACUCUGACUGGAAUCCUCAGAAUGACCUGCAGGCCCAGGCCAGGUGUCAUCGUAUCGGCCAGUCCAAGGCAGUCAAGAUCUACCGUCUGAUCACAAGGAACAGCUAUGAGCGGGAGAUGUUUGACAAGGCCAGUCUAAAGCUGGGGCUCGACAAGGCCGUCCUCCAGAGCAUGAGUGGACGAGAGAACGCCAACAGCGGGGUCCAGCAGUUGUCCAAGAAGGAGAUCGAGGACCUGCUGAGAAAGGGAGCGUACGGAGCUCUAAUGGAUGAGGAAGAUGAAGGCUCAAAAUUCUGUGAGGAAGACAUUGACCAGAUCCUCCAGAGACGAACACACACCAUCACAAUAGAGUCUGAGGGAAAGGGCUCUACCUUUGCUAAGGCUAGCUUUGUUGCAGCUGGUAACCGGACAGACAUUUCUCUGGAGGAUCCAGACUUCUGGCAGAAAUGGGCCAAAAAGGCUGAGCUUGACCUGGAUGCCAUGAAUGGACGGAACACACUGGUGAUUGACACACCGAGGGUGAGGAAGCAAACCCGUCACUUCAGCAGCGUCAAAGAGGAUGAGAUGCUAGAGUUCUCUGAGCUGGAGAGCGAGGACGACGAACCGAGCAAACCCUCAUCCAAACCACGACGGCCCCAAGACAAAACUCAGGGCUACCCCCGAUCUGAGUGCUUCAGAGUGGAGAAGAACCUGCUGGUCUACGGUUGGGGUAGGUGGAGUGACAUCCUUGCUCAUGGUCGCUUUAAGCGCCCCCUGAAGGAGGCAGAUGUGGAAAAGAUCUGCAGAGCCCUUUUGGCCUACUGCCUGCUGCACUAUCGUGGAGAUGAGAAUAUCAAGAGCUUCAUCUGGGAUCUGAUCACCCCAAGUGAGGACGGGACUACCAAGACGCUGACCAACCACUCUGGUCUCUCUACUCCAGUCCCUCGGGGCAGGAAGGGCAAAAAGGGGAAGCCCACAGCCCCGCCUCCGCAGACUCCCCGAGCUGAUUGGCUUGCCAGCUGCAAUCCUGACCACUUAUUGCAAGAGGAUAGCUACAAGAGACACCUGAAACAUCACUGUAACAAGGUGUUGCUGAGGGUGAGGAUGCUGUAUUAUCUGCGACAGGAGGUCAUAGGCGACCAGGCGGAACGUACUCUGGAAGGAUCUGACGCCAGUGAGCUGGACAUCUGGAUUCCCCAGCCGUUCCAUGCUGAAGUCCCAGCUGACUGGUGGGACAGCGAGGCAGACAAAUCCCUGCUCAUCGGUGUCUUCAAACACGGCUAUGAGAAGUACAACUCAAUGCGAGCUGACCCCGCCCUGUGUUUCUUGGAGAGGGUCGGCAUGCCGGACGCCAAGGCUAUCGCUGCUGAGCAGAGGGGCUCCGACAUGAUGGCAGAUGGCGUUGAGGGUGAGGAUGAGGAUCCAGAGUACAAGCCACUGCGGAUGCCUUUUAAAGAUGAAAUGGACGACUUCACCAACUCACCACUGGAUGACACUGUGGAAGGUGAAGCCGAAGCUAAAUCAGGUGAAAACGGUCAAAGUGUUUUGGGCGGAGCUUCAGGCUCCAACGAGCGACUCUAUUGGCCAGCAGCCUCAGCUCUGACUGCCCGUCUGCGUCGCCUCAUCACGGCCUACCAGCGCUCCAACCGCAGGGAGCAGCUCCGCCAGGAGGCCCUCAACCGGCCUGAUGGUCGCAGACGACGACGCAGGGAGUUCCUGCCUGCCAUCGGGAUGGUUACCGAUACACAAGGAGCAACUUACAUCCAAGAUGGAGCGGGGGUCUUCUUGACAGAAGGCAGCCAGUAUCUGGCUAAAGGAAGUUCUUACUUUGCCAAAGGUGGGCAGUUCAUGCCAGAGGCGUCACCAGUGAUGACCGCCAGCUCCCUGAUGACUGAUGGAACCAUGUACUACAAGGAAAGGAGACAAAGAUGGACUCGUCGUGAGGAGGCUGAUUUCUACCGUGUAGUAUCCACCUUCGGAGUCGUCUUUGAUACCCACCGUCAGAAAUUUGAUUGGGCACAGUUCAGGGCAUUUGCUCGACUGGACAAGAAAACAGACGAGAGCUUGGAGAAAUAUUACUAUUCAUUUAUUGCCAUGUGUAAACGGGUCUGCAGAAUGCAGGUCAAGACUGAUACAGAACUCCCAGAUCCAACGCUGAUCAUUGACCCCAUCACAGAGGAGCGUGCCUCUCGCACCCUGUACCGCAUCGAGCUGCUACGUCGCAUCCGUGAGCAAGUUCUCCCCCACCCGCUGCUCUCUGAGCGCCUCAAGCUUUGCCAGCCCUCCCCAGACCUCCCAGAGUGGUGGGAGUGUGGCCGCCAUGACCGGGACCUCAUCCUGGGGGCUUCUAAGCAUGGUGUAAGCAGGACAGAUUAUCACAUCUUAAACGACCCUACCUUGGCCUUUUUGGACGCCCACCAGCGAUUUACAAGCCAGCGAGGGCCUGGUGUCAGCAUGGGAGUACAGGGAGAGGUCACCAAAGCGGGGAUGGGGGCAACAGAAAACAUCCCUGCACCCCUCUUCACCUCUGCAGAGCUGGCAAGCGCGGCGGCUUCCGCCCAAAUUGCCGUCGAUUCAGCUAAAGAGGAGGGAGAAGGGAAGGAGGUGAAGACGGAGGUGAAAAUGGAAAAAGGAGAUGCCAAUGACAUUCCAUGUACCAAGACUGAAACUCCUGAUGACGAGAAGGAACAUGAGGGAGAGGUCAGAGAAGGGAAAGAUGAAAUCGCUGCUUCACCGAGAAGGGAGGUGAAGAAAGAAGAAGAAGAAAAAGAAGAGGGGGCCCAGCCAAAAUUAGAGAAAGAGGAGCACGAAAAGCAGAAAGAGGAGCACGAAAAGCAGAAAGAAGAGCAGAUUGGAGAAGGAGACAAGACUUCCACGUCAGCAGAUGACCAAGACAAAGACUUAACAGAAGAGAAGAGUCUGACUCUUGUUGACUCUCUCAGGGACCAGAGGGAGAUGACCACUGAGCUCACAGAACAUCCCGACUCCUCUCCUAAAGCACAACUGGGCCACAAGACUUCAGAGCAGGGAGACAGAGAGGAGAGGGAGAACCCGGAGUCUCCUAAAUCUCCAAAGUCAGCUGACACAGAGAAGAGCCCAGAGGAGGAAGAGGAAGAGAGGAUGGAUGAAGAUGACAAAUCGGAGAAAUCAUCUCAGGCUGAAGCGAGUGCUGCGUCAGAGCAGAAGAACUUUGAUGAGGAAAGUAUCGCAUCUCUGAGCACAUCUGCUCAAAACGAAACCAGAGAUGGGUUCUGCCCCGAUGACCUGCCAGAAACCUCUGCACUGCAGGCCUUACAGGACCGCGCUUUUGCCUUCUCAUUCUGGCCUAAGGAUCGAGUGAUGAUCAACAGGAUGGAUAACAUCUGCGAGGCUGUCCUGAAGGGCAAGUGGCCUGUCAACAGACGCCACAUCUUUGACUUCCCCAGUAACCUGUUACCAGGCCAUGGCUCCACAGUAACCCCAGCAGCCGUAGCCACGGUGACCGAGAGCCCGCUGCAGAGGCGGAGCCUAGCCGAGCUGACAAUGGCCGGCAUUCAUACACCUUACAGUGGGAGUGAGGAUAAAACACUAUCGCCACAGGUUCAUGAGGAUGCUCUGAGCCUGACAGUGCCUCGGCAGAGGAGGAGGAGAAGGAGGAAGAUUGAGAUUGAGGCAGAGAGGGCCGCCAAGAGACGUAACCUAAUGGAGAUGGUGGCUCAGCUGAGAGAGAGCCACUCUGCUGCCGAGUCCCAGAGCCAAGCUAUAGACCUCACCAAGGGUAUGCACCAUCACCACAAGGCCUCUCCGUCAUUGGCUGGCUUCCCCAGUGCCCUGGUGACAAGCCCAUCCCUCAAAGCCCAAAUGGAGCUGCUUCAGCAAGCCCCACCCUCUGGACACAGAGCCAAUGGUGCACUGGAGGCUGACCUGCCCAUCAUGAGGAGGAGGCGAGGCCGCAGGAAAAAUGUGGAAGGCCUGGAGCUGUUGUUCAUGGGCAACAAGAGAACAGGAGCGGAUGAUGGUGAUGGGACAAAGGUUUCAGGUGUGGAGGUGGUUCAGGAUGCUGCCCGUGCCCACAGACCCCUCUCCGUGCCAGAGCAGAGCCCAAGUGCCAGAUCUCUUGCCUCUGGCAGUCUGGAGGAGGAAGAAGCAGCAGUUUCCAACAAAGAGCUAGGAGAGUGGCUGAGGCAGCACCCAACAUACACCAUGGACAUGACUGGAUUCACACCAAAGAGCGAGGAUUUAUUGCUGUCUCAGUUUUCUAAGCCCAAGCAGAAGCGCCAUCGCUGUCGAAACCCCAACAAGAUAGACAUCAACACCCUGACUGGUGACGAGAGAGUGCCUGUGGUUAACAGACGCAACGGACGCAAGAUGGGCGGGGCCAUGGCUCCACCAAUGAAGGAACUUCCCAGAUGGUUACUGGAGAACCCAGAGUAUUCUAUUGCCCCUGAUUGGACGGACAUUGUGAAGCAGUCGGGUUUCCUUCCAGAAGCCAUGUUUGACCGCCUUCUGACCGGCCCUGUAGUUAGAGAGGAGGGCGUCCGUCGACGGGGGCGACGACCUAAAUCGGAGAUUGCCAAGGCGGCUGCAGCUGCCCAGGCAGCAGCAGCAGCUCAGGCUGCCCAGGCAUCGCUGGCCUCUGCUGUUUCAUCUGCAGGAGGAAUCAACCCUCUGCUGUUGAACAGUCUGUUUGGAGGAAUGGACCUGUCAUCCCUCCAGAGCCUUCAGUCUCUUCAGUUGGCUGCUGGUCUGAUGGCCUUCCCUCACACCGCCGACCCCAAGCACGCUGCUGCCAACGCCGCCACCGCCUCCAUGAUGCCCCUUAUGUUGCCCGGUAUUGGAGGCCUGCCCAACAUGGCUGGCCUCCCGAACAUGUUUAGUCUAGGCGGGCUGUUUGGAGGUAACCUGGCAGCAGCUGCAGCUGCAGCCUCAAACUCCAUCACUGACCCUUCACAGAACACCAACGGAACAAUGGAGAGAGACGGAGGAGAGAGUGACGAGGCAGUGACGACGAAGAGGAAGAGAGAUAGACAGGAAAAAGAAGAGGGAGAAGACUAUGAAGAGAUGGGAGAUGAUGAAGAGGAGGCUGAUGGUAAUGAAGAAGUGAAGAAGAAGGCGAGGAAGAAGGAGAAAGGGGGCAAGGGAGGGGCUGAGAAAUCAGUUAAUGAUGUAACUGGAGCUCAGAUCCCAGCUGCUGAUUCGACAUCCAUCAACGGUGAUGCCGCAGCCCUGUUAGCUGCAGCCGGAAUGUCAGCAAAUUCCCUGGCGUUCAACCCCUUCCUCCUCUCCACCAUGGCCCCCGGCCUCCUCUACCCCUCAAUGUUCCUUCCUCCAGGCCUUGGAGGGCUCAGUCUGCCCGGCUUCCCCACCGCCUCCACCCUGGCCGAGCUGCAGAACGCCAUGGCUGGAGCGCUGGGGGGCAACAUUGUGACCACAAACCCCCCAAAAGACGAGGAGGAGGAGGAGGACGGUGACGAUGAUGAGGAGGAGGAGGAGGAGGAGAAGGGGGGGCUGAAAGCCACAGGAGAGGAGGAGUUGGAGGGAGGAGAAAGUGACUUGGCUGAGGAAAAGGAGAAUGGAGCGGAGGAGGAGACAAGAGGCAACGAUUCAGCCUUGGAGGAUGGAAGGAUGGGUGAGGAGGAGGAGGAAGAGGAGGCAGCGGCGUCUUCACAGAAGGACAAGAGUGACUGA